CCAGUUUGGGUAUAAAUAUGCGUCUGAGUGCAGCUGGGAGCACUGACGAUCAUGGCUCGAUUGGUGUUGUGUGUGGUGGCCCUUUUGGUGGCUGGUGGGUUCGCGGACCCUACCAAGAAGGCCUUACCGCAAAAAAUUGCGGAUCCGGUCUUUCUUCAAAAACAACUGCAGCUCUCGGAACUGUUCUAUCAUAUUCACGAGCCUGUGUUCAUUCCGGAUCAGCUGAAAAUUGUUGAAAGCUGGGACAUUGAAAAGAGUAUUGAACAUUACACCAAUGUCACAGCUGUCAAGAUCUUCGGAGAGCUGUGGGAGAACGGUCUCCUGCCCCGCGCCGUGCCGUUCACUAUCCUGAACCCCGACCACAGAUUCGAGGCCGUGACCUUGUUCAACGUGUUGUACUCUGCUAAAGAUUACGACACGUUCUACAAGACCGCCGUGUUCUUCAGGCAACACAUCAACGAAGGCGUCUUUGUCUACGUUCUCUCCGCUGCUAUCCUCCACCGCCAUGAUACUCAGGGACUCAUUGUUCCUCCCAUCUACGAGAUAUUCCCUUCAUUCUUCCACAAUGGUGAAAUUAUGACCACUGCUCAGAGGUUGAACACUCAUGGCAUUUCGAAUAUCGAACACUUUCCAUCUACUUUCGUAUGGAACGACAACAUUGUCAUUAGGUGGAAUGAAACCGUAUGGCCGUACGUUUAUGAAGACUCGCUUGCUUACUUCACCAAUGACCAUGAACUUAACACUUAUUACUACAACAUGCACUUGACUUAUCCCUUCUGGCUGGGAGGCGAAACUUGCCCUCUGGUUAAGGACAGACGUGGCGAAUGGUUCUGGUUUGUGCACAAACAAAUUGUGGCUCGUUACUACUUGGAAAGAUUGUCUAAUGGACAAACCGAGAUUCCUGAACUCGGCACUGAUGUAGUACAGCACGGAUACUGGUCUGGUCUUCUCCACCACAACGGAAUCCCCUACCCGGUCAGGCCUAACCACUACCACCUUCUGCAACCCCAUCUCGUUGAUGAACUUACCGAGAUCGAUGACUACGAACGUCGCAUUCGUGAUGCUAUUGACCGUGGAUACGUUGAAACUGUUCAUGGAGAACGCAUUGACAUUCGCACGCCGGAGGCCAUCGAUGUUCUUGGAAACAUCAUUGAAGCCAACGUUGACUCUCCCAACACUCAGCUCUACAAAGACUUUGUCACCCUGUGGAAGGUCGUUCUUGGAAACUCUGUUGUUCAUGACCAUGUUGAGUGGUAUCAACACCAUGUUCCUCUAGUCCUACCUUCGGUCUUGGAACAAUACCAGACUUCCCUACGCGACCCUGCUUUCUACAUGAUCUGGAAGCGCGUCCUCAACCUAUUCACUUACUGGCAGAGGCAGCUGCCUCUCUACAAACCUGAGGAAUUAGCUCUUCCUUCUGUCAAGAUCCAGAAGGUUGAGGUUGACAAGCUGGUCACGUACUUCGAGCACUCUUACGUCAAUGUCACCAAUCACCUCCAUCUGACCAAGCAUGAGCGUACCGGUGUGGUCGAUGAAGUCAGUGUACUUGUCCAGCGUCCGCAGUUGAACCACAAAGUCUAUCAAGUUCGCGUCAAUGUAAAGAGUGAGGCAGCCAAGACAGUCGUAGUCAGAUUGUUCCUUGCUCCCAAAUACGACAGCCGUGGCUACGAGAUUCCUCUGCACCAGAACACAGAGAACUUCGUCCUUCUCGACCAAUGGACUCACGACUUGCCCGUUGGAGACUCUGUGAUCAAACGCGACUCUAAUGAGAACGUGUACAUGGUUGAGCAUUGGCCGUCUCACGUCACGGUUUACGAAGAGGCUGAGAACGCUGUACACGGAAAGGGACAGUUCGUUCUUGACCAGACUCACAGGUUCAACGGCUUCCCGCAGCGCCUCGCUCUUCCCAGAGGUCGCGUCGGCGGUAUGCCGUUCGUGCUGGUGGUCUACAUCUCCGAGUACCGUGCGCCCAAGGUUCCCUACGGCACUGGUUUCGACCCCGCCCUGUCUCUUGGCGUAGGCAGCGGAGCUGUCCGCAUGACCGACGACCCUCUGGGUUACCCCUUCAACAGGCCUGUUCAUUACUGGCAGGUUAGGGACCUCCACAACUUCUGGAUUCAGGAUGUCACCAUCUACCACAAACCAACACCCGAGAUUGAUGUCCCCUACACAGAAUAAGCCAGUUUUAAGGACCUGAAGAUAUGAAUCUCCGUUAUUUAUUUAUUUAAACAUUAUUUAGUGCUAGAACAUUGCCACCGCAAACCCUGUUUUUAUUAAUGUAUUUAAGUAUAAUGUGUAAUUUAUUCUUUUUGUAAUGUUAUAGUGUAUAUAAUACCAUGUAUAUUUAACAGUUAAUGUGUAGUUCCGUUGAUGGUGUAGAAUAUUUAUAUGUGAAAUAGUGUUAUGUAUACCUGCCAGUUAUCCUUAGUUAUGUUAUGCAUGAGUAGUAUUUUAUACUUACUUCAAACCACCUAAUAUUAUAUGACAAUAAAACAUAAACCUAGCAAAACUUGAAUUAUUAA
Molecule: messenger RNA, 2522 nt
Organism: Pectinophora gossypiella (pink bollworm)
Lineage: Eukaryota; Metazoa; Arthropoda; Insecta; Lepidoptera; Gelechiidae
Product: acidic juvenile hormone-suppressible protein 1-like
Exons: 8
Coding region: 52-2178 (708 amino acids)
Source: RefSeq, a predicted model, not a curated record